Lodderomyces beijingensis is the source of this 2478-nucleotide messenger RNA. Lineage: Eukaryota; Fungi; Ascomycota; Pichiomycetes; Serinales; Debaryomycetaceae. The record is from the annotation of a GenBank genome assembly.
AUGAGUUCGCCCACCAGUUUUGAAGAUUAUGAACAACAACCACCACCACAGCCACCGCAGCAGUCACAAGCUCACACUAGUAACAACGCAUCUACCACUACUGCAGCAACAACAACAACAACAACACCAAGAACGCGCACUGCCAAGAGCACUUCGCCCCCGUCUAAUGAAGAGAAUGAAGAUGUAGACAUGGAUUCAAACAACGAUCAUUUAUUCAAAAACUCCGCUCAUGGAGGAGGCAACAGCAACUCGAGCAAUGGGGCUCAGCGUGACACCUCCAACGGCAACAAUAGUUCGGAAGAGAGCAACUACUACGGCUCGGGCCACAUGGAGAACGAUUUCAUGAUGGAUAACGAAUAUCACGACUAUGAAGAACUACGAAAGGCAUUGGUGAUGAAGCGCCGGUUGUCGAGCAUAAAACGCCCCCACGGCCCCUACAUCGACGAAGAAGUCGCCGUCGACAAAAACUCCCUCUUGAGACUCCCCACAGAGGUGCUACUACAGGUUUUCCACUAUCUAGAACGAAGAGACUGGUACUCGUUGGCAACAACAUGCAAGGAGAUUGCCGAUUUGAUCAUUGAAAUGCUCUGGUUCCGCCCCAAUAUGCAGAACGACGUGGCUUUCAAAAAGAUUAAACUGGUUAUGGAGUUGAACAAGCACAAGACGCAUUGGGAUUAUCGCCAGUUUAUCAAGAGAUUGAAUUUGUCCUUUAUGACAAAGCUAGUGGACGAUAAAUUGUUGAAUUUAUUUAUUGGGUGCCCCCGGUUGGAAAGACUCACCUUGGUCAAUUGCGCAAAGCUAACACGGACACCAAUAGCCAACGUCUUGCGUGGCUGUUGGCGAUUGCAGUCGAUUGACUUAUCGGGAGUCACCGAUAUUCACGAUGACAUCAUUAAUGCCUUGGCGGAAAACUGUUCAAGAUUGCAAGGCUUGUAUGCCCCCGGGUGCGGCAACGUGACAGAGCCAACGAUUAUCAAGUUGCUACGAAGGUGCCCCAUGUUGAAAAGAUUGAAAUUCAACUCAAGUCUCAACAUUACCGAUGAAUGCAUAUUGGCAAUGUACCAAAACUGCAAGUCCUUGGUUGAAAUCGAUCUCCAUGGCUGCGAAAACGUGACCGAUUUAUAUUUGAAGAAAAUCUUUUUGGAAUUGACCCAGUUGCGGGAAUUCCGAAUCAGUCUUGCCCCCGGCAUCACCGAUCGGUUGUUUGAACUACUCCCCGAGGGAUUCAUUUUGGAAAAAUUGAGAAUAAUCGAUAUCACUGGCUGCAACGCAGUCACCGAUCGGUUGGUGGAAAAAUUGGUUGCAUGUGCACCGAGAUUGAGAAAUGUCGUCUUGAGCAAAUGUAUGCAAAUCACCGAUGCAAGUUUGCGAGCCUUGAGUCAGUUGGGAAGGAGCUUGCACUAUAUUCAUCUUGGCCAUUGUGUAUUGAUUACCGAUUAUGGAGUUGCUGCCUUGGUUAGGUACUGCCACCGCAUACAGUACAUUGAUCUCGCUUGUUGCUCACAAUUGACGGAUUGGACUCUUGUCGAGCUUGCCAAUUUGCCGAAAUUGAGAAGAAUCGGUCUCGUCAAGUGCUCCAUGAUUACAGAUUCCGGAAUCUUGGAACUAGUUAGACGCCGGGGCGAGCAAGAUUGCUUAGAAAGAGUCCACUUGUCCUAUUGCACCAAUCUCAACAUUGGACCGAUUUUCUUGCUUUUGAAAAGCUGUCCCAAAUUGACCCAUUUAUCAUUAACUGGUAUCUCAGCAUUUUUAAGAAGAGAAAUAACCCAGUACUGCCGAGAACCUCCUCCCGACUUUAACGAGCAUCAGAAGUCCUUGUUUUGCGUCUUUAGUGGACACGGGGUCAACCAAUUGCGCAACUACUUGAACCAAGCCAUGGAGGAACGAAAUUACCAAAUAGAUCAGGGCGACAUGCAAACUUUAUUUAACGAACGAAGACGCCGUUUCCUUAAUGGGGAUUUGGAAGUUGAUGAUGACGAACUAAACAUUUGGGAAAGGAGAGGCUUGGCCAUACCCAAUAUCAACCCCGAACUAGCUGAAAUUAUUUUGCAAAGAAGACAAGCGAACAACAACAAUGCCAAUGUCGACUUAUUCAGAAGAAACGACGAGUUGCAGAGAUUUGCGCAACAGCAAAUGCAGCAGAUUCAACAGCAACUACAAAUGCCGCCUGUGGAGCCCGUGGAACAAGGCUUGGUUCCACAGCAACCACAGCGAGCACCACCACCACCACAACUACACCAACCACAACAACAGCAACAGCAACUACAAGAGCCACCACCUCCACCACCAGCACCACCAUUACCACAACAACAACUACAACGGCCACAACCACAACCACCAGCACCAGCACCAGCACCAGCACCACCACUACCACAACAGCAGCAGCAUCAGCAGCCAGCCAGAGGAGGAGCGGAUUUUGACGAUGUGGACGCUGAAGAUGUUGAUAUGGAUGCGCCUGACUUGUUUCCUAGAAUGUAA